AUGCGGUUCGACUAUCUUCUCUCCAUCACUAUGGCUGCACUCUCCUCGACUACGUAUGCUGUACAACCUAAAGCCGUUGUCUAUCGUGGUCCAGCGUCAUCCCCAGGCUGUCCCGAGGCCAUCGGUCACCUUCUAGAGUCCUCACCCUACCAUUUCAAGGUCAUUUACGCUGGCCCGAAAGAGAAAGUAGAUGUCACGGACGAAACACUGCAGGGCGCCACCAUAUACGCUCACGGUGGCGGCCCAAACUGGGAAAAGUCGUACCAGCAAACGAAGAAGUAUCAAAAGACAAUCCAGAACUUUGUUGGCAGUGGGGGUCAUUACAUAGGCUUCUGUCUAGGCGCCUAUCUUGCUGGGCCCGAUGACGGAUACGACUUACUGCCCAAAGGCGUGGAAACCGAUCAAGAGAUUGAGAGACGAAGAGCGCAAGUGAAAGAUGAGGAUGAUACAGUCAUUCAAGUCGAUUGGACCUUUGGUUCUGGAAAAACUGAAAAGAAGCGUUGGAUGUACUUCCAAGAUGGUGUGGUCAUCAAAGGUCUGAAUGACAAGACACCUGGGCAUGUCAUCGGAAGAUAUUCUUCCAAUGGUGACGUGGCUGCUUCGGUCACACCAUACGGUAAAGGUUGGGUUGGACUUAUUGGGCCUCACCCAGAAGCUGACAAGACCUGGUAUGAGGAUGCUGAGAUUGAGAAUCCGGAGGGCGUUAGAUACGAUAUCGGGUAUGAUUUCAUCCAGGAAACUCUGAAUGGUGGUUCUGGAACGGUUAAAGGCGGCGCUUCCAUUGGCAACUUUGGUGAAUCUAUUUAG
Messenger RNA from Fusarium poae, 807 nucleotides. RefSeq lists its product as uncharacterized. The transcript has 3 exons. Lineage: Eukaryota; Fungi; Ascomycota; Sordariomycetes; Hypocreales; Nectriaceae. Bases 1 to 807 code for a protein of 268 amino acids. The record is from RefSeq and is a predicted model, not a curated record.